UUCUCUCUCUCUCUUUCUACUGAUCAUAGUGAAAAUGGAUGCUUCAAGAAAAUUGGCAACAAUUCUUUUAAUCAGUUUCUUCUUCAUUAUAGUACGGUCGGAGCUACCAGGAACAUGGGAGCUUGUAAUCCCCAACGCCGGAAUCGCCUCCAUGCACACCGCCGUAACAAGGUUCAACACGGUGGUUCUCCUCGACCGUACCGACAUCGGCCCUUCCCGGAAAAUGCUCCGUAAAGGCCACUGCCGUAACGAUCCUACCGACCCCAUUCUCAAACACGAUUGCUACGCUCACUCUGUUCUUCUAGACCUCACAACCAAUCAAAUCCGUCCUCUAAUGAUCCUCACCGACACUUGGUGCUCCUCCGGCCAGUUCCUACCGGACGGAACUCUGCUCCAGACCGGAGGAGACCUUGAUGGUUUACGUAAGUUAAGAAAAUUCUCUCCAUGUGAAACUAACGAAUUAUGCGAUUGGGAAGAGCUUACUGAGAUCAAACUCUCUGAAGGCCGUUGGUACUCCACAAACCAAAUUCUACCGGACGGAUCGAUCAUAAUCGUCGGCGGUCGUUUCGCUAAUAGCGUUGAAUACUUUCCCCCACGACCUGGAGGUGCAGUAGAGUUCAAUUUCCUUGCCGGUUCUAGAGAUAAUCAGAAUGAUAAUCUCUAUCCUUAUGUCCAUCUUCUUCCCGACGGAAACCUCUUCAUUUUUGCGAAUAGUAAAUCUGUACUUUACGAUUAUGGAAAUAAUAUUGUAUUGAGAGAAUACCCGGAGUUAAUGGGUGGCCCACGGAACUACCCGUCGGCGGGUUCGUCGGCGAUGAUGGCGCUGGACGGAGAUUACUCUACUGCAACGAUCGUUAUUUGUGGCGGGGCAGAGUAUGGCGCUUACAUAGAAAGGAAUACAGAGUCACCGGCACACGGCAGUUGUGGCCGGAUUGUGGCGACCCGACCCGAUUCCGUUUGGGAGAUGGAAGAUAUGCCGUUUGGACGGAUAAUGGGUGAUAUGGUUGUUCUUCCGACCGGAGAUAUUUUAAUCAUCAACGGCGCUCAAGCUGGUUCACAGGGGUUUGAGAUGGCGACGAAUCCUUGUUUAUACCCACUUCUUUACAGACCAGAUCAGCCGUUGGGUCUUCGGUUUAUGACACUAAACCCGGGAACCAUACCCAGAAUGUAUCAUUCGACUGCAAAUCUGUUACCAGACGGUCGGGUAUUGAUCGCCGGCAGCAACCCACAUUACUAUUACAAUUUUGAUAUGGAAUAUCCGACUGAAUUACGAAUAGAAGCUUUCUCACCGGAAUAUUUGUCGGGUGACAGGGCUAAUUUAAGGCCGGUAAUGGAGGAAUUGCCGUCGACGGUACGGUACGGCGAUAGAUUCGAUGUAGUCGUGUCCGUUACUCUGCCGGUGGUUGGAAUCGUGGAGGUGAAUCUGGCUAGUGCUCCGUUUGCGACACAUUCUUUUUCUCAAGGUCAAAGAAUGGUGAAAUUGUCUGUAACGAGCGCCUUGCCGGCGGCUAUGGUCGGAAGGUAUACCAUCGGAUGUACGGCGCCGCCUGAUGGAAGGGUUGCUCCGCCGGGCUAUUAUAUGGUCUUUGCCGUUAACCAGGGCGUGCCUAGUGUAGCUAGAUGGAUUAAAUUAAUUUCGUAAAAAAAUAAUGGAUUUAUUAAAUUUAUAUUCCUUGUUCCUAUUUUGUA
Messenger RNA from Impatiens glandulifera, 1689 nucleotides. RefSeq names its product aldehyde oxidase GLOX. The record is from RefSeq and is a predicted model, not a curated record. The transcript has a single exon. Lineage: Eukaryota; Viridiplantae; Streptophyta; Magnoliopsida; Ericales; Balsaminaceae. The coding region runs from base 35 to 1642 and encodes 535 amino acids.